Pygocentrus nattereri (red-bellied piranha) is the source of this 3780-nucleotide messenger RNA. It is a transcript of the gene emilin2b, whose product is annotated as elastin microfibril interfacer 2b. Lineage: Eukaryota; Metazoa; Chordata; Actinopteri; Characiformes; Serrasalmidae. Bases 47 to 2683 code for a protein of 878 amino acids. The record is from RefSeq and is a predicted model, not a curated record. The transcript has 8 exons. Gene Ontology annotation, molecular function: protein binding.
GGACCCUCCGUGUCUUCCUGGUGGCUCUGCUCCUCCCGGGUGUAAGAUGAUGAAGAAAGCGCGCGCGGGUCACGUAUGGCCGUCCACUGCGGUCCUGCUGCUCAUCUGUCCGCUGGUCUGCGGAACCCCGUCCAGAUUCAGCUUAUUUCAGGGCUCCCCGUACUCCAGCAGCGUUCACCAGCAGAGGAACAAAAACUGGUGUGCGUUCGUGGUGCACAAGAACGUGACCUGCGCUGUGCUGGACACAGAGAGCGUUGUGGAGCCCCAGGCUGCCCCCUGUCCACCACAUCAGCCCCACUGUGCUCAGAGCCUCAUGUACCGUACCAACAUGAGGCCCAUGUACAAGGUGGGCUACAAGCAAGUGACUGAGCUGGAGUGGAGAUGUUGCCCAGGUUAUCGUGGUUAUGACUGCAUGGAGCUUAAAGAUGUUCCAUCAGCUCCUCAUAUUCUGCAAGAACCACGCCCAGAUCUACCGUCAAUCCCCAGGCAACAACAGAGUGUCCUUGGACCAGAGGUCUCCUCUGGUGCUCAUCCCUGGACGCACCCUGGGCAAAGUGGACAAAUCAGGCAGCCCUGGACUGAGGGUAGAGAGUCUGCAAGACAGGAAGAUCAUCAUGAUAGUAAUCGUGUCCAAGAAUUAGAAGAGGAAGUACAGCGUCUUUCACAAACAGUCCUUGACUUGCAGGCUGCCAUGACUACUGCCAAUGCUAACUUGCGCCUUGACCUGCAAGAAGAUGCAAGCAAAAUAAUUCUCAACCUGCUUGGUAAUCUACGGCAGCCUCAGGGUGCCCUUACUGGAGGCACGGAGAGCAUCUUGCUGCCCUCAGAUAUUCCGAUUUCUUCAGCUGCUGAAGAGCUCCAGAACCAGGUCACACACCUUUCCAACACAAUCAGCACAAACACCAACUCCAUCCAGGAUCUGGAGACAAAGCUUUCACAGCUUGAAGGACAUGUGAAUAAGCUAAGAGAGACAGAAGAGAAUACCGUGGGUCCACUGCCUUCUUCUGCCUCAACUGCUGAGUGCCCAUGCCAGGCUUACAUUGAUGCAAAACUUCAAGACCUCCGUAAGGAGCUGCUGGAAGGAAUGGAUGUUAAGAUGGCAGAUUUGAAGAACUCUUGUGACUACAAAGUGCUGUCAGUUAAAGAACAGUGUGAAGAGCAAGAGAAUUCAUAUCUUAGUCUUGCAGAGCUCCUUGACUCCAAAGAGGCUGACCUUCGUCAAGAGAUCCAGGACCUACGGAACAUUAUUUCAACAGGCACCCCCUAUGGGUUAGAGGUCCCAGACCUUCAAAAGGAGAUCCAGGACCUAAAGAAUGCACAGAGGAACUUGGCUACUGCCAUGAAUGCAACAGUCAUGAAGCAGAAGGCUCAUGAGGAGGCAUUGGAGCCCAGGUUUAACUUGGUAGAAAGGAGAGUAGCAGAGAAAUGCCUCUACCUAGAAGACAAGAUGAGGAAAGAGAGGGCCAAAGAAGAAGUGGAACAGAACAAAGCGCUAGAGAGCCAGAUCAAUGCAGCUCUACAAGUCUUAGGAGGCACGCAGUCACAGAUAAUACCAACAGGUCAUGCAAAUGGCCAAAAUAUACUAGAAAUGGAAGAACACGCACAGAGCUUGAAGGGUGAAGUAGAUUCUCUAACACAGCAGGUCAAAAGUUUGGAGAACUCAAUCAGGAUACUUAAUCAGUCAGUCAGCCAAACUCCUAUUGAUGGGCUAUAUAACAGACUAGACAAACUGGAGGAAGACUGUGGGAAGAGCCAAGAAAUGUCUAAAAGGCUGGAGGAGAUCAUGUCUGGGGUUGAUGGACGAGUGGCCAGUGUCGAGAGUGUUUGUGGCAGGUUGGAGCCAGUGUCAGACAGUCUAAAAAGAAUCAAAGAUGGACUCAAUAAACAUGUCAAUGGUCUUUGGAACUGUGUUCGACAGCUCAACAACACUGUCCUGACUCACUCAAGAGAUAUCAACACUUUGAGAGCCAAUACCCACACCACAGUGGGCGGGCAGGAUGGAACCACUGGCACCCCUCAGAAUACAGGUGUUCGUGCAGGUAUGGAGGACUCUAGUGUUUCCAUGGCGACAGGCUCUACUCCUCCUGUUUUGGAGUCUGGAGAAGCGGGGCCGCCUGGAACCAAGCUUUCAUCCCGGCCCCCUCAGGGGGACAAUGGCAGUAUGACACCUGUUAAAGGCUACGCUGCAGCACCAGGCUAUCCUCCCAUCUCCCCUGCCUCCAUCACACCUCACAUUCUUUCAGGUCAUAAGAGCAUAAGCGCUCCUGUAUCGUUUUCGGCUGGUCUGACUCUCUUACCGUUUUCUGGAGAUGUUGGCAUCAUCCGCUUCAACCACGUGUUGCUGAAUGAUGGGGGACACUAUGACCCGCUUACAGGUUUAUUCACUGUGCCCACUGAUGGACGGUACCUGUUGAGCACUGUAAUAACAGCCCAGAGGGGAGCACGAGUGGAGGCCAUUCUCUCAGUGGCCAAUCGCAACAUACAGAAGCUGGACACAUCUGGAUCAGGGGACAUGGAGUGUCUUUGUGGAGGCUCUGCCUCCGCCAGCCUCAUCUUAGACCUGAAACAAGGACAGAAGCUCGGGGUGGUGAUGACUUCUGGAACUCUAGCAAUUUCAGCAUCCACUGAGGUUCUGUCCACAUUUAGUGGCGUUCUGCUUCAUUCUUUACCAGCUAAAAGAUAACCUACAGAUAAAGAAACAUGUCAGGCGAGGCUAUCCAGCUCCAGUCUUUGGUGCUGUGUCAAUGCACAGUGUAGUGAUGUUCCUGCUUUAAUAGCACAUGGGAUGAACAAAAUAAUAAAAAAGUUUUUGCUGGAAAAGGAGAAUUUUGAAGAGGCUCAGUCUCAGUUAAAUGCAGUAUACGGUUUGUUUCAUACUUUCGUACAUAGUUACAUAAAGUACACUUUAUCUGAAGGCUGCCUACAUAGGGUUGACAUAACAUAUGCAUAAUUACUGAACAGUUGCUCUUAUAAGCCAUAAACCUAGUUAAGAACACCACAGAUUCUGUUGAAGAUUCCGAUGGCCUCAAAAUAAAGUAACGCUUUUCAGGUGUAUUUCCCUGUAUCACUUUCGUUGAGGUCAUCUUUCAUGGAACUGACAGAGAAUAUAAAAAUAUUAUAUAGGCCUCGGUCUUGUAAGUUCUUUAUAACAAUCUUGUAAAAGGGUGUGAUUAUGUUAUGUUAACACAGUGUCAUUUGGUCCAUAAACAUCGGAUGUCAUCUUGUAAAUACAGACAGUAGCUUUUAAUAAAUACUCAAGUAUUGUUUUUUUUAAUGCAUUAUUCAGUGCUUAUGCAUGUGUUAUGGAGUGCCUUUGCAGGUAGCUUUUAUAUAAAAUGUUACUGAAUAAUUUAUAGUAGUUAAUGAAUAAUAAGCAUUAAGAUUAGUGACUAAAAAGAAGGCUGCAGUUUAAGGGGUUAAUAUUAGUGCCAGGUUCUGUUAUAAAACAUUAAGUAGUUUAGUAACCAAGUUAUCUUUGUCAUUGACUUUUUAAAGUAAAUUUCAAAGACGAAUACGAAUAUUAAGGCCAGAGCAAACCAACACACCAAACACUAAUAAACACCACCAAUGUGAUCACUGCGAGUCUCUAGAAUGUUCUCUCCAUUUACAGUCCUACAAUGUUCUCUUCCAUUUAGUGCAUUGUUCUACUGCUUUGUGUCCUAUUCACAAUGUUCUAGAAUGUUCUACUAAUGCUGUUAUGUAAUGUGUUGUACUAUUAAGGAUUCAAUAAUAAUAAUAAUAAUAAUAAUAUGUGCAUACAUACAUACAUACAUACAUACA